AGCCCGCCCCCCGCUCGCCCUCCGCCGGCCGGCUGGAGCGGCCAUGGAGGUCUACAUCCCGUCCUUUCGCUACGAGGAGAGCGACCUGGAGCGGGGAUACACGGUGUUUAAGAUAGAAGUGCUAAUGAAUGGAAGAAAACACUUUGUUGAAAAAAGAUACAGCGAAUUUCACGCCUUGCACAAAAAGCUGAAGAAAUGUAUAAAAACUCCAGAAAUCCCUUCUAAACAUGUUAGGAACUGGGUCCCAAAGGUCUUGGAACAACGGCGACAAGGUUUGGAAACAUACUUACAGGCUGUCAUUUUGGAAAACGAAGAGCUUCCCAAACUGUUCCUCGAUUUCCUAAACGUGCGACACUUGCCCUCGCUACCAAAGGCAGAGAGUUGUGGAUCUUUUGAUGAGACGGAAUCUGAAGAAUCAAGCAAACUGUCCCACCAGCCGGUGCUGCUGUUCCUCAGGGAUCCAUUCGUCUUGCCUGCAGCCAGCGAUUUUCCAAAUGUGGUUAUUGAAGGGGUCCUCCAUGGGGUAUUUUACCCCCAUCUACAGCCCAGGGCCAUGUUGCCUAGAACUGCAUACCUUUCAACACUAGAAUCAGUCACCCUGCGCCCUCCAGGAUGCUUGUCUUCUGAGAGACCGACGUGAACUAACUUUACCUGAGGAGAUGCCACAGUGGUAGCACUUGGUUUCCUCAAGGUUCUUCCACCCUCAUCAGGGUUUACUCUUUCAUUCAACUGGUGAGAUUUUCAUGGGAUUCAUUGUUAUUUUCCUUAUUGUUUCCUUUUCGCUGACCUCCUAUGUGGAAUUGAUGUAAGUUCAACGAAUGAGCUGACCCCACUGUACAUCUCACUGACAUUCAUAUUUUCAGUAGUAAAGGACAAAAGCAUAUAUACAGACUUUAUAUAAGUAUGUGCUGUAUGGGGGCAUUUCAUCGAAAACUGAUUAAUAGUUAGCCUAUUUAUGGUUAUUCAUUUUACUAAGCAUCUGUGUGGGAGAAAAAUAUUUGGGUUCAAAAUGAAUAACUAAAUCAUGGUUUUUGGUUAGGAUCUAAAUAUACGGGUUUCAAGCCUGCUGCGGACUUUGAGAGAUAACGUUUAUGAUAGAUGUGUUACUUCAUGCUAGAAACAGGCAAGGACUCUGUAAUCUAGUGUCAUGAACCAAAAAUAACUGAAUACUCAUGUGUGGGAGAUAUUUUUUAAAUGUUUUGUUGUUAGCUAUUUUGAGUUAAAUAAAAACAAAGAACAAGAA
Lontra canadensis (Northern American river otter) is the source of this 1243-nucleotide messenger RNA. It is a transcript of the gene SNX24, whose product is annotated as sorting nexin 24. Gene Ontology annotation, molecular function: phosphatidylinositol phosphate binding. The record is from RefSeq and is a predicted model, not a curated record. The transcript has 8 exons. Bases 44 to 640 code for a protein of 198 amino acids. Lineage: Eukaryota; Metazoa; Chordata; Mammalia; Carnivora; Mustelidae.